AUGGCUUCUACUACCACCAAUGAAAUCAUUAAGCUCAAUGCUCCCGCACACUUUCCCAUUAAACUCACUACCAUCAAUUUCCCAGUUUGGCGCCAACAAGUUCAUGAUACCCUUGUUGGUCUCAACCUCCUGGGCUAUAUUGACAGUUCCACCACGGAACCCACUGAAUACACGGAUCCUGCUCGAACCGUUCCCAACCCAAGACAUUUAACUUGGUACCGUCAGGACCAAAUCAUUGUUGGUGCACUUCUGGGUAGCUGCACUGACACAAUACAGCCACUCGUUUCAUCCGCUACGACAACUUAUGAUGCAUGGCAACGUCUGGUUGCCAGUUAUGCCAGUGCCUCUAGAGGACGCAUUAUUUCCCUCAAGGCAAAACUCACUAAAAACCCAAGAGGUUCUCGGUCCAUCGCUACUUACCUCAAUGACAUGCGAGCCAUAGCCGAUGACCUGGCGUUGGCUCAGUGUCCUGUCCUUGAUGAUGAUCUAAUCGUCUACAUAUUGACGCAGUUGGGGGAGGAUUACAAUUCUAUCAUAUCGGCUAUUCGCGUCCGUGAAAAGCCUAUGUCCUUUGGCGAGUUAGCAGAAGUGCUGACUGACCAUGGACGUCAAUUGCAUCAGUCUUUAGUGGCCUCUGCCAAUGUUAUGCAACGUGCCUUGCCACCCUCACGGCACAACCAGCACACUGAUUCCAACCGACGAGGUCAUGAAACAAGAGUGUGCCGUAAGCUAGGCAGGUUUUUAAAGGAGCAUAAUGUUCCUCUUGUGCAACCUCCUAUGCCUCCUAUGGCUAAUUCGGUGGUCGGGCCGUCUGCUUCCUGGAUCUUGCAGGGGCGUAUUAAGGAUACUUGUGGCUGA
Messenger RNA from Ipomoea nil (Japanese morning glory), 858 nucleotides. RefSeq lists its product as uncharacterized. The record is from RefSeq and is a predicted model, not a curated record. NCBI's taxonomy places the organism in Eukaryota, Viridiplantae, Streptophyta, Magnoliopsida, Solanales, Convolvulaceae. The coding region runs from base 1 to 858 and encodes 285 amino acids. The transcript has 2 exons.